Rhinopithecus roxellana (golden snub-nosed monkey) is the source of this 3587-nucleotide messenger RNA. It is a transcript of the gene SENP7, whose product is annotated as SUMO specific peptidase 7. The record is from RefSeq and is a predicted model, not a curated record. Gene Ontology annotation, molecular function: SUMO-specific endopeptidase activity. Lineage: Eukaryota; Metazoa; Chordata; Mammalia; Primates; Cercopithecidae. Gene Ontology annotation, cellular component: nucleus; cytoplasm. The transcript is spliced from 24 exons. The coding region runs from base 224 to 3379 and encodes 1051 amino acids. Gene Ontology annotation, biological process: protein desumoylation.
CUGGAGGAGACAGCCCACAGAGAAAAGUCCCAGGAAAUGAGUUCCGGUUGAUGGUGGGAGGGGCAGCUGAUUUCCGGUCGAAGCGCAGGCGACGACUCUUGCGCAAGCGCGCUUCGCACAUUGCUGGCCCCUUUUUUUUUCUUUCCCCUCCCCCUCCCUCUCCCAAGCCGGAGGGGUCCUGAGGUGACAGCGCCUGCAACUGAAAUUUCAGCAGCGGGAGAAGAUGGACAAGAGAAAGCUCGGGCGACGGCCUGCUUCAUCCGAAAUCACCACAGAAGGAAAAAGGAAAAAGUCAUCUUCUGAUUUAUCGGAGAUAAGAAAGAUGUUAAAUGCAAAACCAGAGGAUGUCCAUGUUCAAUCACCACUGUCCAAAUUCAGAAGCUCAGAAUGCUGGAAUCACCCUUUGCAGGGGUGGGAAAGAAGCCUAAGGAAUAAAGUCAUCUCUCUAGACCAUAAAAAUAAAAAACAUAUCCGAGGGUGUCCUGUCGCUUCCAAGUCUUCACCAGAAAGGCAACUCAAAGUUAUGUUGACGAAUGUCCUAUGGACGGAUUUAGGACGAAAAUUCAGAAAGACCCUACCUAGAAACGAUGCUAAUUUAUGUGAUGCCAACAAGGUGCAAUCAGACUCAUUGCCUUCGACAUCUGUUGACAGCCUAGAGACAUGUCAAAAAUUAGAACCUCUUCACCAAAGCCUUAUUUUAUCUGAAAGGAUACCCAGAGUUAUAUUGACGAAUGUCCUGGGAACGGAGUUAGGAAGAAAAUACAUAAGGACCCCACCUGUAACCGAGGGAAGUUUGAGUGAUACAGACAACUUGCAAUCAGAGCAACUUUCUUCAUCAUCUGAUGGCAGCCUAGAAUCUUAUCAAAGUUUAAACCCUCACAAGAGCUGUUAUUUAUCUGAAAGGGGCUCACAACGAAGUAAGACAGUAGAUGACAAUUCUGUGAAGCAGGCUGCGCACAAUAAAGAAAAACGAAGAAAGGAUGAUGACAUUUCUCUUUUAAUGUCCGAUACUCAGCCCAAAGACCUUAACAGUGGAAGUAGAGGUUGUGAUCAUCUCGAACAGGAAAGCAGAAACAAGGCUGUUAAAUAUUCUGAUUCAAAAAUGGAACCCACUCUGAUUUCCAGGAAGACAAAGAGAAGGCUUAGAAAUAAUUUACCUGAUUCUCAAAAUUGUGCUUCUUUGGAUAAGUCAACAGAACAGACAAAAAAACAAGAAGAUGACUCAACAAUAUCCACUGAGUUUGAAAAGUCAAGUGAAAACUGUCGUCAGGAUCUAAAACUACCUGAAGAAAUUACAACUAAACCUACAAAAAGUGAUUUUACUAAACUAUCCUCAUUUAACAGUCAGGAGUUGACUUUGAGUAACACCACCAAAAGUGCCUCUGCCUGUUCAACCACUGAAACUGUUGAGAACUCUAAUUCCAUUGAUACUGUGGGGAUUUCUUCCCUGGUUGAGAAGGAUGAGAAUGAGUUGAAUACAAUAGAAAAGCCUGUUCUAAGAGGACAUAAUGAAGGGAACCAGUCAUUGAUCUCAGCUGAACCAAUUGUUGUUUCCAGUGAUGAAGAAGGACCUGUUGAGCAUAAAAGUUCAGAAAUUCUUAAGUUACAAUCUAAGCAAGACCAUGAGACAACUAAUGAAAAUGAGAGUAUUUCUGAAUCAGCAUUGUCAGAACUACCGUUGAUUUCACGUGAAUCUGUACAGAUGUCAUCUGAAUUAUGCCCGUAUAAUCCUGUCAUGGAAAACAUUUCCAGUAUUAUGCCUAGUAAUGAGAUGGAUCUACAACUGGAUUUUAUAUUUACUUCUGUUUAUAUUGGUAAAAUUAAAGGAGCUUCUAAAGGUUGUGUUACAAUCACAAAAAAAUAUAUUAAGAUCCCAUUUCAAGUGUCGCUGAAUGAGAUUUCAUUGCUAGUGGAUACCACACAUUUAAAGCGGUUUGGGUUAUGGAAAAGUAAGGAUGAUAAUCACAGUAAAAGGAGUCAUGCUAUUCUUUUUUUCUGGGUCUCUUCGGAUUAUCUUCAAGAGAUUCAGACCCAAUUAGAACACUCUGUAUUAAGCCAGCAAUCAAAAUCUAGUGAAUUCAUUUUCCUUGAACUACACAAUCCUGUUUCACAAAGAGAAGAAUUGAAGCUGAAAGAUAUUAUGACGGAAAUAAGUAUAAUCAGUGGAGAAUUAGAACUUUCUUAUCCAUUGUCUUGGGUUCAGGCAUUUCCUUUGUUUCAGAACCUCUCUUCAAAAGAAAGUUCUUUUAUUCAUUAUUACUGUGCUUCAACUUACUCUUUCCCUGCUGGUGUUGCUGUUGCUGAAGAAAUGAAGCUGAAAUCAGUAUCUCAGCCCUCAAACACAGAUGCAGCCAAGCCUACUUACACCUUCCUGCAGAAGCAAAGUAGUGGUUGCUACUCCCUUUCUAUUACAUCUAAUCCAGAUGAAGAAUGGCGAGAAGUCAGGCACACUGGACCUGUUCAGAAGUUGAUUGUAUAUCCUCCACCACCUACUAAGGGGGGAUUAGGAGUAACUAAUGAAGAUCUGGAGUGUUUAGAAGAAGGAGAGUUUCUUAAUGAUGUAAUCAUUGAUUUUUACCUUAAGUAUCUUAUAUUGGAGAAGGCAUCAGAUGAACUUGUUGAACGAAGUCACAUUUUUAGUAGCUUUUUCUAUAAAUGCUUGACAAGAAAGGAAAAUAAUUUAACAGAAGAUAAUCCAAAUCUUUCAAUGGCACAGAGAAGACAUAAAAGAGUAAGAACAUGGACUCGUCACAUAAACAUUUUUAAUAAAGAUUACAUCUUUGUACCUGUAAAUGAGUCGUCUCACUGGUAUCUCGCAGUCAUUUGUUUUCCCUGGUUAGAAGAAGCUGUGUAUGAAGAUUUUCCACAAACUGUAUCCCAGCAGUCCCAGGCUCAGCAGUCCCAAAAUGACGACAAAACAAUAGAUAAUGAUCUACAUACUACUUCAACACUGUCUUUGAGUGCAGAGGAUUCCCAAAAUACCGAGUCGAAUAUGUCAGUACCAAAGAAAAUGUGUAAAAGGCCAUGUAUUCUUAUACUAGACUCCUUGAAAGCUGCUUCUGUACAAAACACAGUUCAGAAUUUAAGAGAGUAUUUAGAGGUCGAGUGGGAAGUUAAACUAAAAACUCAUCGUCAAUUCAGCAAAACAAACAUGGUGGAUCUAUGCCCUAAAGUUCCUAAACAGGACAAUAGCAGUGAUUGUGGAGUAUAUUUAUUACAAUAUGUGGAAAGCUUCUUCAAGGAUCCUAUUGUUAAUUUUGAACUUCCAAUUCAUUUGGAGAAAUGGUUUCCUCGUCAUGUAAUAAAGACCAAACGGGAAGAUAUUCGAGAGCUCAUCUUGAAACUUCAUUUACAGCAACAGAAGGGCAGCAGUAGCUAGUUAAUCUGUACAAACAUGACACAGAUGUUCUCUAAGAUUACUGGAAAGCCUCUUACCAGCAUUUGUGUUAGCCAGCUCACAGAGAAGAAAAUAACUUGCAGUAGUUUUAUAAUAAGUCAUUGGAACAUUAUUUAAAAUACAUAGGAUAUAUUAUUAGAAUUGUUGGGAUCUUAUAAAUGGAGUGGGAAUGGGGGUGAUAAAGAUAAAC